GAUUUGACGUUUUACACACGUCAAAAUUCGUAGGACCCACUGUGAUUGUACCGCACCCACUAGUUUUCCUUAAAAUUUUACUGUAAUUUGAAAUAGAACAGUAUUUAGUGAAAUUUAAAUAUGGGUGAUCAUUUACCAGCUUGUGUCAUCGAUGUCGGCACGGGCUACACGAAGCUCGGCUUUGCCGGCAACAAGGAACCGCAGUUUAUCAUUCCGUCAGCCAUAGCGAUAAAAGAAACUGCCAAAGUUGGUGACCAAAGCACUCGGCGUAUGACUAAGGCAGUCGAGGAUCUAGAUUUUUUCAUCGGCGAUGAAGCCUUCGAUGCCACCGGGUACUCUGUGAAGUAUCCCGUACGCCACGGUUUGGUAGAAGAUUGGGAUCUAAUGGAGCGUUACAUUGAACAGUGUAUCUUUAAAUACUUGAGAGCGGAACCCGAAGAUCACCACUUUCUGUUAACUGAGCCUCCACUAAACACGCCCGAAAACAGGGAGUACCUAGCUGAGAUUAUGUUUGAGUCAUUUAACGUGCCAGGUCUGUAUAUCGCUGUGCAAGCUGUGUUGGCGCUCGCUGCGUCCUGGAAGUCGCGUACAUCCGCUGAACGUACGUUUACGGGUAUUGUAGUCGACAGUGGUGAUGGUGUCACCCAUAUUGUGCCUGUAGCUGAAGGAUAUGUCAUUGGAUCAUGUAUCAAACACAUACCCAUUGCUGGUCGUAAUAUUACCUCCUUUAUUCAAUCUCUACUUCGUGAACGUGAAGUAGGCAUCCCACCAGAACAAAGCUUGGAGACUGCUAAAGCUAUUAAGGAGAGAUACAGUUACAUUUGCCCUGAUAUAGCAAAGGAGUUUGCUAAAUAUGAUGCAGACCCUGGUAAAUGGAUGAAAAAUUACACUGGUAUUAAUGCUAUUACUAAAAACCCAUUCUCUGUUGAUGUUGGUUAUGAGAGGUUCCUGGGACCAGAGAUAUUCUUCCACCCUGAAUUCUCCAAUGCUGACUUCACUGUGCCUCUAAAUGAGAUGGUAGAUGAAGUUAUCCAGUCAUGCCCCAUUGAUGUUAGAAGAGGGUUAUAUGGCAACAUUGUGUUGUCUGGUGGAUCAACUAUGUUCCGGGACUUUGGCAGGAGACUGCAGCGUGACAUCAAGAGGACUGUUGAUGCAAGACUGAAGCUGUCUACUACACUGUCAGAAGGACGCAUUACGCCUAAGCCAGUUGAUGUACAAGUUAUAUCACAUAAUAUGCAGCGAUAUGCUGUGUGGUUCGGAGGCAGUAUGUUGGGCUCUACUCCAGAGUUCUAUCAGGUGUGCCACACGAAGCAGGCAUACAUGGAGUAUGGCCCCAGCAUCUGCAGGCACAACCCUGUAUUCGGAACCAUGACAUAAAUGUAUAUUGUAAUUAAUUGCCAG
Molecule: messenger RNA, 1401 nt
Organism: Spodoptera exigua (beet armyworm)
Lineage: Eukaryota; Metazoa; Arthropoda; Insecta; Lepidoptera; Noctuidae
Source: the annotation of a GenBank genome assembly